Messenger RNA from Protobothrops mucrosquamatus (brown spotted pit viper), 1189 nucleotides. RefSeq names its product crystallin lambda 1 (gene CRYL1). Lineage: Eukaryota; Metazoa; Chordata; Lepidosauria; Squamata; Viperidae. The record is from RefSeq and is a predicted model, not a curated record. Gene Ontology annotation, biological process: fatty acid metabolic process. The coding region runs from base 20 to 994 and encodes 324 amino acids. Gene Ontology annotation, molecular function: NAD+ binding; L-gulonate 3-dehydrogenase activity. The transcript has 8 exons.
UCUGCGUUUCUCCACCACCAUGAAUCCUACCCAGAAGGGGCGAAUUGUGAUUGUUGGCAGUGGACUCAUUGGAAGCAGCUGGGCCAUGGUUUUUGCAUCUGGUGGUUUUCAAGUAAAGCUCUAUGAUACUGUGGAAGCACAGGUUACAAAAAGCUUGAAAAAAAUUGGUGAACAAAUGAAAGAACUUGAAACAGCUGGAAUGCUGAAAGGCUCCCUCAAAGCUGACCAGCAGAUCACUCUCAUUAGUGGUUGCACAGAUUUAAAAGAAGCACUCAAAGAUGCCAUUUAUGUUCAGGAGUGUAUACCUGAGAAUGUAGAACUGAAAAAGAAGAUUUUUUCUCAGUUAGACCUAAUAGUCAAUAAUGAUGCUAUCCUAGCAAGUUCAACCUCGACUCUCUUGCCUACAAAAUUAUUCACUGGAUUGAAGCAUGUGAAGCAGUGUAUAGUUGCGCAUCCCGUAAAUCCACCAUAUUAUGUGCCACUUGUUGAAUUAGUUCCUCAUCCAGAAACUGAUCCUUCUACAAUGGAGAAAACCUAUGCUUUGAUGAAGAAUAUAGGACAGUCACCAGUUAAAUUAACAAGAGAGAUAGAUGGAUUUGUUCUGAACCGACUUCAGUAUGCUCUUAUUAGUGAAACAUGGAGACUCGUUGGGGAUGGAAUAGUAUCGCCAGAUGAUCUAGACCUUGUGAUGUCUGAUGGCUUGGGAAUGCGGUAUGCGUUUAUGGGACCUCUGGAAACAAUGCAUCUAAAUGCUGAAGGAACGCUGAACUAUUUUGAGAGAUACCGUAAAGGUAUUAUCCAUGUCUUGAAAACAUUUGGACCAAUACCAGAUUUUGCUGGGGAAACAGAACAGAAAAUCAAUGAGGCCAUGGUUAAAAAAACUCCAAGUGAUCCAGAGCACCUAAAUGCCAGGAGACAGUGGAGAGAUGAAUGCCUCAUGCGCCUGGCCAAACUGAAAAAGGAUAUUAAAUCGGAUGACAUGAACCAUGUUUAAAUCACAGAAACGGGCAUCAUCAAGUUGGCAUUCAAGAGGACACCUCCCUUCCACGGCUAAACAUUACACAUGCAAAAGCCAGUUGAACCACUUAAGUCAAUUAUUUAAGACUGGAAUAUUUUUUAUCUGAAAAUGUUUCUAAAUGAUAUUUUAAAGCCACAGUCUCAAACCCCUUGGUUGAGAGUCUGUGGAGAU